AUGUUAAAGAAGUUCAUUGUUCGAAAAUGGGAGGUGCCUCAUGACUCUAUAAAAGAUGAAGAAUCUGAGAAAAAAGUAUCGGCUUCCACGGUUUCAGCCAUGGAUAUCGAUACAAAAAUCAAAGCUUACCGCUUCGUAGCUUACUCUGCAGUGGUUUUCUCCGUCAUCGCUGUACUUUCCGUAUGUAUCACACUUCCAAUCGUGUAUAACUACGUUCAUACCGUACGUAGACAGCUUCACAAUGAAGCCGUCUUGUGCAAGGGACAAACCCAAGAUGUAUGGGCUGAUGUAUACAAACUAAAACAAUACGCCAAUCAUUCUAACCGUACCGCCCGUCAAGCCGGUUAUGGUGGAGAACCAGAAGUAUACAGACCUUCUGCUGGAUACGGAGAUUCUUCCUCCUAUGGACCAUCUUCAGGAUCCUACGCCCCAGCUGGGCAAGGAGCCUACGGAGAUGCCGCUCAAGGACAAGGCCCAGUCGCUUACAACUCACCUGAACCACAAUUCGAGACCGGUUGCGAGGGUUGCUGUCAACCAGGACCUGCUGGUCCUCCAGGACCUGCUGGUAAACCAGGAAGACCAGGAAGACCAGGAGCUCCAGGAAUGCCAGGAAAUCCAGGAAAGCCACCAAGCAAACCAUGUGAUGUUGUUACUCCACCACCAUGCAAGCCUUGCCCACAAGGACCACCAGGACCACCUGGUCCACCAGGACUUCCAGGAGAUAAUGGAGCUCCAGGUGACGCCGGAGAGCCAGGACAAGACGCUGACUCCGGAGAGCCAGGACCAAGAGGACCUCCAGGACCACCAGGAAAGCCCGGACAACCAGGAGAGCCAGGAGAACCAGGUCUCCCUGCUGAAUGUGAGCCAGUUACCCCAGGAGAGCCAGGACCAGACGGUGAAAAAGGACCACAAGGACCACCAGGAACCCCAGGACAACCAGGAAACGAUGGAGCUCCAGGCUUGCAAGGACCAAAGGGAACUCCAGGACCUGACGGACAACCAGGAGCUGAUGGAAAUCCUGGCCAACCAGGACCAGUUGGACCACCAGGAACCCCAGGAGAGAGAGGAAUCUGUCCAAAAUACUGUGCCAUUGACGGAGGAAUUUUCUUCGAAGACGGAACUCGCCGUUAA
Molecule: messenger RNA, 1131 nt
Organism: Auanema sp. JU1783
Lineage: Eukaryota; Metazoa; Nematoda; Chromadorea; Rhabditida; Rhabditidae
Source: the annotation of a GenBank genome assembly